This is a messenger RNA of Eufriesea mexicana, 1869 nucleotides long. Its product is annotated as cytochrome P450 9e2. The transcript has a single exon. NCBI's taxonomy places the organism in Eukaryota, Metazoa, Arthropoda, Insecta, Hymenoptera, Apidae. Bases 119 to 1684 code for a protein of 521 amino acids. The record is from RefSeq and is a predicted model, not a curated record. Gene Ontology annotation, molecular function: oxidoreductase activity, acting on paired donors, with incorporation or reduction of molecular oxygen; monooxygenase activity; iron ion binding.
GUGUAUAAAGAACAUUCCAUGCGGAAAUCAUCGCCCGGCGUUCAGUCUUCUAAGUAAACGAAGAGAGUGAACAUCGUGACAGUACUGAAUGCGCCAGCAAUAAGUUGACACCGUUAAGAUGGAUUACCUAUCCAUCGCUUUGUCUUUGACAGCUGUACUUAUCGCCCUAUAUUACUACAGCACCAGAAAGCUCAGCUUUUUCAAGGAUCAUGGGAUCCUGCAUAUUCCACCGGCGCCAUUGUUUGGCAACAUGGGCUCGAUGUUCUUGAAGCGAAGCAGCUUGUACGAUCUGCUGCAAGAUGUGUACUUCAUAAACACUGAAGCAAAGUACGUCGGCAUCUACGAGUUCCAAACGCCAAUAAUAAUGAUCCGUGACCUGGACCUGAUCAAGUCCAUCACUACGAAGAAUUUCGACCACUUCUCUGACCAUCGUACCUUCAUGUACAAAGACCUAGACCCCAUGCUCGCCAAUAUGCUGUUCUCCAUGACAGGCGAGGAAUGGAAGGAGCACAGGAACAUGCUGUCACCCGCUUUCACCUCCAGCAAGAUCAAGAACAUGUUCCAGCUGAUGUCUCAUUGCGCGGUAAGGUUCAGCAAUUACGUAUCGAAGUUGCCGGAAAGCGAGCGUGAAACGGACAUGAAGGCCUUGCUGUGCAAGUACACCAACGACGUGAUCGCCAAGUGCGUGUACGGUGUCACGGUUGACAGCAUCAAGGAGCCGAAGAACGUCUUCUACGUGUACGGCAGGAUAGGUACAAUGUUCACGUCUUAUAAGAAGACUGUGAUCAUGUUGAUAAACAGGAACAUGCCCUGGCUAGCCAGGCUCUUUCGUCUGAAGAUGUUGGAAGGGUAUGUAGAGAAAUUCUUCGCCGAGUUAGCGUUGGACGAGAUUGAAGCGAGGCGAAAGUAUAAGCCGCAUCGGUCGGACGUGCUUCAGAUGUUUAUCGAUAUCAAUGACGAGAAGGAAUCUGGCAAAGGUAUGUCAGCGGAGAGCAUGGCCUACCACUCUUUCAGUUUCUUCUUCGGUGGGUUUGACAGCGUGGUUUCGCAAUUGUGUUUCGUGACACACCUGUUGGCCGUGCAUCCCGAUUGCCAGGCCAAGCUGCAGCAAGGAAUCGAUGAUGCUUUGAUGGAGAACAAUGGACAGUUGCCCUACGAUGUGCUACGGAACAUGAAAUACCUGGACGCUGUGAUCAACGAAGUCAUGAGAAUCUAUCCUAUCGCCGCGAUGCUGGACAGGUUGUGUGUCAAGAGUUUCGAGUUGCCACCCGCUUUGCCUGGUGGUAAACCUUUCACCAUAAAUCCUGGAAUGAACGUCUGGGUCCCUAUUGUACCUAUCCAAAUGGAUCCUAAAUACUACGAGAAACCCGAGAAAUUCGAUCCUGAAAGGUUCAUAGAGGAUGAGAAGAAGAUCGUGAAUUCGGGCGCGUUCAUGCCGUUUGGCGUGGGGCCAAGGAUGUGCAUUGGUAAUCGGUUCGCGUUGCUAGAGAUGAAGGUGUUGCUCUGCCAUAUACUCGCCACGUGUAACCUCAAAGUCGGGUCCAAGACUACGAUCCCGACGGAACUGCACAAGGGAUCGUUUAAUCUGACAAUGAAGAACGGGUUCUUCCUGAAAAUCGAGCCAAGGGAGAAUCCAUAUUAUCCUACGGAGAUCAAGAGGGUUGCCAAUGGUGACGCGUGCUAGUGGGUUGCUGAAAGUGUAAAUUCAAGUUAGACGAUACUCUAUUCUUCACUAUUUAAAGUCAACUCGUACUUAAUCUCGAAAUUAAUGAAUUUCACGUCUACUCUCUUCAGUUUUAUUUCAGUCUUGUGUCUUUCUGCUUUUCUUUUACUUCUUCGAUGUAAGAAAAAUAAAUAUUUUCCACAACA